Molecule: messenger RNA, 1325 nt
Organism: Papaver somniferum (opium poppy)
Lineage: Eukaryota; Viridiplantae; Streptophyta; Magnoliopsida; Ranunculales; Papaveraceae
Product: putative methyltransferase At1g22800, mitochondrial
Exons: 11
Coding region: 31-1044 (337 amino acids)
Biological process (GO): mitochondrial respiratory chain complex I assembly
Cellular component (GO): mitochondrion
Molecular function (GO): S-adenosylmethionine-dependent methyltransferase activity
Source: RefSeq, a predicted model, not a curated record
UUUUAAACCUAAAGUCCGAAUUGAAGAAAAAUGAGAGGGGGUUCAUCAAUGGCGAAAUCCAUUUCUACGAUUCUAAGGAGGAGAUCAGCUUCGUACUGUACUAACAGCGGAGAUAGCUUCGAGAGUUCUAGGCCUAAGAUCUUUGAUCGGCAGCUCAAAUUCAGACAACGUGACCGAGCUGCAUGGUUGAUGAGCCGCAAGGAUCCUUUUGUUGAUACAAUUGCUGAAAACAUGCUUGAUCGUUUGGAGGAUUGCAAGAGGACAUUUCCUACAGCACUAAAUAUGGGGGGCUCCUUGGAAGCUAUUAGGCGGUUGUUACGUGGGCGUGGCGGCAUUGAAAAACUCAUUAUGAUGGAUGCAUCUUUUGACAUGGUUAAAUUAUGCAAAGAUGCUGAGCCAGAUUUAUCUACUGACAGCAUAGAAACCUCUUUUCUGGUUGGUGAUGAAGAGUUCUUGCCCUUACAGGAAAACUCUCUUGAUCUGGUGAUCAGUUGCUUGGGCCUUCAUUGGACAAAUGAUCUCCCAGGAGCGAUGAUACAAUGCAGAUUGGCGUUGAAGCCUGAUGGACUUUUUCUUGCAUCUAUUCUUGGUGGAGAAACAUUAAAGGAGCUAAGGAUAGCAUGCACUGCAGCACAAAUUGAGCGUGAGGGAGGUAUUAGUCCACGACUUUCUCCUUUGGCACAGGUGCGAGAUGCUGGCAAUCUUUUGACAAGGGCCGGCUUUGCACUUCCAGGUGUUGAUGUUGAUCAAUACACCGUUAGAUAUGAAAGCGCUCUGGACUUGAUUGAACAUUUGCGUGCAAUGGGAGAAACAAAUGCUCUUUGGCAAAGGAAUACUUUAUUAAAUAGAGAAACAGCAUUGGCAACUGCUUCUGUCUACCAGUCGAUGUUUGGAGCUGAGGAUGGAACCAUACCCGCAACUUUUCAGGUGAUCUACAUGACAGGGUGGAAGGAACAUCCAUCGCAGCAGAAAGCGAAAAAGAGGGGCACAGCUACUGUUUCAUUCAAAGACAUUAAGAAGCAAUUUGGUACUGAUUCAAGUUAAACAGGCAGUCAAUCUUUUAAGACAACCAUACACCAUCACCCAAUGAUACGAGAGCACUUAAUCAUGUUCUUUAAACAUCAAUCUUGCCUGUUCACACCUUGAUGUAAUUUCGUGUGUUGUAUGCCAAUAUAAGAGAGAACAAUCUGAAUAAAUAAUGAAACAAGAUUGCCUUCUGUAAGUCUAUAGUCUCUGUAACUACUCAAGAAGUGGGUAUCAGAAUCUAUCAACAACAUUUAGUUGCAAGUAAAUAACAAUAGUUCACUGAAUUUUUACUCUGGCAG